UCAUAUCAACUCGGUAUCAAAAAUCGAAUGGAUUCCCCGCGAUGACCACCUUAUAUCAAAACCCAACAACCAAAGACCGAAAUCCGAAAACCGUCAAAAGAACAUCCACCAACUUCAUAAAAAAACAUAUCAUCUGCAAUACCUUUUCUUACCGUCCGUCUUACCGACUUACGACGCUGAGAGAUAAUUAGGGAAUCACCGUCAGAAGAAAGUCGUAUUUGUUAUCUAGAUCGACAUUCAUACCGUCUUUUUCAAACAUCAUUCUAUACCCAUUCGUGAUAACCCUCCGAAACCUCUCAUGCCCAGCUCAUCAAUACAAACUCAAUCCUUAGAUACCAUGACAUCCAAUCUUUCAACAUCAACAGGUCAGAAGCUCUCUUUCCAUACUCACCGCCUUCAAUUUUUCCUAUCUUCCCCUUAUGCAACUACCUUAAAACCCGGUUGUAGUGCAUAUCAUGGCUGUCUUCUAGGGUCAUCUGCUCGCUUCAAUUGACUGAUGCGUUGGCAGAUAUUACAAACGAACAUGAUUCCGCCUCACAAGCUCUGGAAGGUCUUUCUCAACAGCCGCUGAAAACAAGGAUAUGUCGUUAUUUCAGUAAAUCAGGUAAAUUAUAUUGUUUUAUUUUUUAUUCGAGAUCAAUCAAUUGUUAUCUUGAAUAUUUGGAUUAUUUGGAAUAUUUCCAUUGGACUGCCGGAAAUUGGGGAUAAAAGGGAGGGCUUAUUGUCUUGCAUAUGUGUUAUGCAAAGUCGCAUGUUGUGCAGUCAUGGUGGAGAUCCCGUGAUUCACCGAAUAUCGGGGAAAGCGUGGGGUGUACAUGAUAAUGAAUAUGAAUAUGAACUUGGUUGGGGGAUGGAUCUGUUGAACCGUGGCGUUCGUCAUGAGGCGUUUGUAUCACGACCAUUGGCUAUAUCUUGGGUUACACCACGUGAUAUUGGAGACACAUGUGAAAGCAUAUGAAGAGGGAAUUAAGGAUGAGAUGAUAGGAUGAUAGGAUGCUGAUACUGCUUGCUUAGGGAAUUGUCGAGCUGGUGACAGUUGUCCAUUCAUACAUGACCCGACGAAACUUCCUGGUCGUGCCAUGGCAAAUAAAACAGUGCCCGAGGUUUCUCAGGCUUCGACAUCGGAAAUUACACAAGGAGGACCAAAUAUGAUUCAGAAUCAUUCAUCACAAGCUGUCACAAAUCCGGUUCCAGCAUCACGGGUGGUUUCAAAGCCAGUCCCACAAGCACAAACUGAAAAUCCAAGAGAAUUUCAGCUAGGACAGAUGCGAAGACGAUUUUCUCCCAAGGAAAUUCGACCGUCUGGACAUGCCGAGGGUACUACUAUAUUGAGGUUUAAUCUCAUCCCAUCGGAUCCUGACUUCCCUUUUGAGAUGACUGCUUUGGAAUGUUCUCUUACUGUACCUCCUCGGUAUCCUACCUCGCCACCCACAUUGAAGGUGGAAAACAAAGAUAUUCCAAGAGGCUUUGCCAUCAAUGUUGAAAAUGGCUUUGAUGAACUGGUCAAGGCAAAAGAAAAUGCUACCUUAUUGGAAUUGAUGAAAUCCCUGGAUAAACAUCUGGAAGAAUUUCUAUCUGCACAAAAAGCAGAGACAGUCAAAAUUGUCAUGAACAAGGACACGCGACAUCUUUCCCUUCCCAGCAGAGAAGUACAACCUACGGUUACACUGCCUCAGCCUGAAUCUGCAAUAAGAGAAUCAGAACAACCCAAGGUAACUCCAAGUAAACCGAUUGUAAGUUUCACUGCAUCAGAAAAGUCUGAGGCGUCGAAGAGAAGAGAAGUAGAGACCAGACAAUUGGAAGCGAGAAUGGGUAGAUUACCCCUUUACAAGAAGUCCAGUGAUGGAGUUGCUUAUACUAUUCCAAUUGAACCUCGAAAACGCGGGGAAUUACCACCAUCAAUCAAAGCUGUUAAGGUCAUUCAACUUUUUGUACCCACUCUAUAUCCACUAGAGGCUUGUCGAAUCAAAUUGGAAGGAAUUAAUGCCCCGGAAGCAAAGUCUGUAGAGAAAGGGUUUGAAAAGAAAGCUGAAGAAGCACACGCCUUGAACCUGAUGGGCCAUAUUAAUUACCUCGCACAGAAUAUGCACGUCUUGGCGAAGAAUGUUUUGAAUACAGAACCAAAGCCAGUCCCUGUUGUACAAGCAUCACCACCUGUUGUUGAAGAAUCAAAAGAUCUCAAAGGAAAGGGUGUGGCCACUGAAGAAGCUGAGGAAAGGACUCAUAUUCAGUAUAUUGCUCGACCACCUGAAUGGACGAUUGUCAAUACUGAAGAUGCUGAAUAUUCUGACUCCGAUUCAAUGUACUCUUAUGACAGUGGUGAUGAAUCAGAGUCUGAUGAAGGAGGGGUUGGAGUUGAACACGAACCUGAAAAUCCAGCAUCAAAUCCUGAACGUGGUACAGCUAUCUCAUUUCCUUUCAUCGAACUUUAUGGCAUUGAGUUGUUAGAAGUCACUACUCUAAAUAUCACUGUCAAAUGUUCUCGAUGUAGAGAAAUUACCGAAAUUAAAGGUCUCAAGACUGGAGUUGCAAAGACAGAAAGCUGUAGGAAAUGUGCAACCGCACUUGUGAUAUGUUACCGACGAGAUUUGGUUCAUGCAAACAAUGUCCGAGCUGGAUUCUUAGAUCUGGAAGGAUGUGUAGUUGGUGAUAUGUUACCUAGGUCAGUCAUUACAUUUUAUUUUUCCAGAAAAUCCAUCUAACUAUACAAAUAGUACAUUCACACCAACAUGCUCCAUCUGUUCUACCGUCUACCCAUCUCCAGGUAUCGUUUCCAUUCGUGGUGAAACAACCACAAAUGUUUGUAGGGAAUGUCAUUCCAAAUUCACCUUUUCAAUCCCAACCAUCAAAUUCCUUCAAAUUUCCUCCUCAGCAACACCUCACAACCUGCUACCUAGAAAAAAGAAAGAAGCACUCGGUAUCACUCCAGGUACUCCUCUACCAAAAAAUGGUCUCUGUAGACACUAUGGAAAAAGUUACCGUUGGUUUCGCUUUAGCUGUUGUGAAAAGGUAUACGCAUGUGAUAAGUGUCAUGAUGAAAAAGAAGAACAUGUAAAUGAAUGGGCCAAACGCAUGAUUUGUGGAUGGUGUAGUAGGGAGGGACCUUACCGACCAGAAGAGUGUGCAGGGUGUGGAGAGAGGGUUAUUAGCAGGAGGAGAGGAGGAGCGAGUUUUUGGGAAGGCGGAAAAGGGACUAGAGAUAAAACGAAGAUGAGCAGGAAGGAUAAAAGGAAGUAUAGGAGGAUUGGGAGCGGGGUUAAAAAGACUUGAGGGGGAAUGAAUGGGUUUGUGGUUGGGAAGUAUGAUAUCAUAUCCUGCAUGUAUCCAUGUACCCAAGUACCAAUGUACAUCCAUCUCCCUCCCACCCAACAAAUCCAGAACCCAACAGACUCCCCCAAACAACGAUCUAGAACCUGCACCGACAA
Messenger RNA from Sclerotinia trifoliorum, 3425 nucleotides. The record is from the annotation of a GenBank genome assembly. Lineage: Eukaryota; Fungi; Ascomycota; Leotiomycetes; Helotiales; Sclerotiniaceae.